CUGCAACGCGCCUGCGACAGCAUGCUUGCGCGCCCUGCGACUGGUGCUCCCCGACUCCCCCGAUAACCGCAUCGCGCCUGCCCUCGACAUGGACGGCAUCCAGGCAACCUCGUCCGCCGCGCCCGCCGACGCCGCCCUCGUGCACGCGCGCCCGACCGUCGCCGACCUGCACGGCGAGAACCACUUUGCGCAGGUGGCUCGGAAGAACUGGCUCGCUGCAAAGAAGCCGCCCAAAGUGCGCCCUGAGGUCCUCAAGAAAGAGCUGUGGGACGAGCUGGAGAAUGUCGACUUUGCCUACUCGUCGCUGCUGGUGCUGGAGAACCUGCAGCUGCUGGAGCGCUAUCUGUGGCCAGGCUUCACCGAGGACGCCUCUAACUACCACCAUCUCCUGCUGGCGCUGAUGGUCAAUGUCAAGAGGAGGGAGAAUCUGCCGUCGUGGGAACACUUCACAACCCAGCCCGCCGAAUUCUCCUCGUUCUUUCGCCGCAUUCUGUCCAUGACCGUCGACCCCUCGCAGCCUAUGAAGGUGCGGACGCAGCUGGUUUCCUUCGUCAUCGGCGCAUUCCAGUCGCUGGACAGCGGUCUCGUGCGCAAAGAGUGUGCGCCUCUCGUUGGCAUAUCCGUAUGGCACAACCUGCACUCGGACGUAGUGCGCGAGCACCACUUUGAGGAGCACCAGAUGCUGCGCAAGGCGUGGCGCGCCUCGGCCAAGAGAUACGAAGCUGCAGACGAGACACUACAAGCCCGGCUGCGCUUCGAGCGGUCCUGGCUAUACACACUGGUCCUGGACUUCAUAGAUCGCAUGUACAACAGCAGCACGAAGCAAGAGAUGAGCGACAAUCUGGUCUAUUGCGAGCGUUUUGUGGAGCUCCUCACCGACCUGCAAAGUCAACUGCCAACCAGGAGAUAUGUCAACACGCUGUUGAAGGAUCUAAAUCUGCUGCCCGCCAUCAGACUAUCGCCCAUGUUUGCAGAUGAGGACAACGGCCUCUUCCGCGAUCUGUUCAGUCUGCUCAGUCACUUCACCCACUUCGCAAUCGAGGAUCAGACCGGCAAGCAGCUGUCGAAGCUGGAAUACGACCAGCAGCACUACGACACCCUAGCGAAGUUGCAACGGAUAGGCUAUGGAGCGUAUCAAGAAAAGCUGCAACUGAUGGCUCUGGCAAACUUCGGCAGCAUCGGAAAUCGCGAGGAGCUUGACGGGCAUUUGCGCGCACUGGAUGACGACGAACUUAAAGAACUCUGCUCCCUCAUGGGUCUUCGAACGACAUACCCCAGCACUACCUUCUUGGUGCGUGACCGGACUUUCCACAUGGAAACUCUCGUCUCGCUGGUCGAGCAGAGGCCUAUCUUCAAGGACACUAUCCGCGACAUGUCCGUCCUGCCGACAGAAAAGAUUCUCUAUGAGACCACCUUCCUGCGAAACGAGUCAUACAACGGAUCAAGACCUCUCGCAAUACCAAAGCUGAAUCUGCAAUAUCUCACAAUGGGCGACUUCCUGUGGAGAUCGUAUAUCUUGUACCGCGCCGAAUCAUUCUACGGUAUUCGGAAAGAUAUGGAGGAUGUGGUCAAGCGCGUGCAGCCGCGAGGGAAGGGCGUCAACAUAAAGUUUGGUGGCUUUUCCAGGAUGUCGAUACCCAUCAACGCGCCAGGCAUCGUCGAUGUUGCACCCUCCAAAGUUGGCGAAGAGCAUCCUGCUUAUGUGCGCGCAGAGAUCGUUCUAGACGUCAGUCGUUUGCAAAUUCCAGUGCGCAGAGAGUGGGAGUCUUUGAGGCCGGGCGACGUGGUGUUCCUCCUUACCGUGGAAGGCAAGGACGAUGCACCCAUGAGCAACGGCCACAGUGCGAGCACAGGUGAACAAGCUGGUCUCCAGAGGCUGAGGUGUGCACAGGUUGUCCAAGUGCUGGACGACAACGGCAGACCUUUGCGCGACCAGACACAGAACGGCGACUUUGCACCUCGUGCACGGUCACGACGACUUGUCGUCCACAUCGAUGCAAAGCAAUAUCAGACCGACAUGGAUCACGUCGCCGAGGGCCGUCCCAACAUCUACGAGCACAUCAACAUGAUCGCUCGCCGAAAGGGGCGAGAGAACAACUUCCUUCCCAUUCUCGAGUCAAUCAAGCGUCUGACUCUGUCCGACAUUCCAGCCCCGUCGUGGCUGCAGGAAGUCUUUCUAGGUUACGGGGAUCCUGCGUCCGCAACCUACGCCCGCCUACCCAAUCGCCUCCAGUCUAUUGACUUCCGGGACACUUUCCUGAACUGGCAGCAUCUAGUCGAAUCUUUGCCUGGAAAGACAAUCGAGCCUGCAGACGAUGCACAGGGUGCGUUUGGACCACCAUACGUCGUCAAGUACCCUGCAGCUGCAGAGCCAGCAGCCGCGCCGGCCAAACCAUCCAAGAAGCGGCGUCGUGAUCAGGUCGAGGUGCCGCAGCCUGCACACGAGUCCCUGCAUGUCUCCACAUACAAGCCGCCGAACAUGGGUCCUUACCCUGCAGAUGCCAUCAAGCAGAACGCAGUGAGAUUCACCCCUGCGCAGGUCGAGGCCAUCACUUCUGGCACCCAGCCUGGUCUUACGGUGGUACUCGGCCCGCCGGGAACCGGAAAGACGGACGUUGCGACCCAGAUUAUCUCCAAUAUCUACCACAACUUCCCGGACCAACGAACAUUGCUUAUUGCGCACAGCAAUCAGGCGCUAAACCAGCUGUUCCAGAAGAUCGUCGCACUCGAUAUCGACGAGCGACACUUGCUGCGUCUUGGCCACGGAGAGGAGGACCUUGACACUGAAGCCAGCUACAGCAAGCAUGGCAGGGUAGAAUCUUUCCUCGAGAGGGGUACAUACUACUUGGCAGAGGUCGAUCGUCUUGCGAAGAACUUUGGUGCGCCUGGUGCCCAUGGCAGUACUUGCGAGACGGCAGAUUAUUUCAAUCUUGUCUACGUCAAGCCAGCGUGGACGCAGUAUUGGGACACCGUCACGUCUGAGGAGGCCAGUGUUGAGCAAAUAGUUGCCGAGUUCCCUCUCAAAGACUACUUCGUGAAUGCGCCUCAGCCCUUGUUCCCACCUGAGGCAAGCCGCGAACAGCUACUUGACGUUGCUCAAGGCUGUUACCGCCAUGUUGAGAAGAUAUUCGCAGAACUCGAGGACAUCCGUCCGUUUGAGAUCCUGCGAAGCCCUCGCGACAAGGCAAACUAUCUUCUUGUGAAGGAAGCACGCAUCAUCGCCAUGACCUCCACACACGCCGCCAUGCGGAGGCAGGAGAUAUCGUCGCUUGGUUUCCACUACGACAACGUGAUUAUGGAAGAAGCUGCGCAGAUUACGGAAAUCGAGAACUUCAUUCCGCUUGCCCUUCAGAACCCCAAGGACGGUGAGCUGCCUCUUCAGCGCAUUGUUCUUUGCGGUGAUCAUCUCCAGAACUCGCCCAUCAUCCAAAAUCUCGCGUUCAGACAAUACGCAAACCUCGAGCAGUCCCUCUUUCAGCGCCUCGUCCGACUCGGCGUGCCUACCAUCAUGCUCGACCAGCAGGGCCGUGCCCGCCCUUCCAUCGCGGAACUGUACAAGUGGCGCUACCCGGCUCUCACCAACCUGCCCACGGUCCUGUCUACGCCCGACUUUCAAAUCGCCAACGCAGGCUUCAAGCACGAGUACCAGUUCAUCAACGUGCCCGACUACAAGGGCCGCGGCGAAACCGAGCCAACACCGCACUGGAUCGUCAACCUGGGCGAGGCCGAGUACGCAGUCGCUCUGUUCAUGUACAUGCGCCUGCUCAACUACCCCGCGCAUAAAAUCACUAUCCUGACCACAUACGCCGGCCAGCGCGGCCUCAUCAACGAUAUCCUCAACUCUAAGUGCAGGGAUCACCCCUUCUUCGGCCGCCCCAAGAUGGUCGCUACCGUCGAUAAGUACCAGGGCGAGCAGAAUGACUUCAUCAUCCUCUCCCUUGUCCGCACAAAGUCCAUCGGCUACCUGCGCGACAUCCGCCGCCUGACUGUCGCGCUGUCCCGCGCCCGCCUGGGCCUGUACAUCCUGGGUCGCCGCAGCGUGUUCGAAGCUGUGUUCGAGCUGAAACCCGCCUUCGACGUGCUGUUUACGCGGCCCGACGAUCUGGCACUCGUCACGGGCGAGAUGCACGGUGAAACCGCACGGCCGGUGUGUACCGAUCCCGAUGCUGCGGUGCAGGGCGAGGCGGUCAUGCAGGGCUAUGAGCAUCUUGAGGAGUAUGUGCGAGGUAUUACCGCAGCGAAGAUCGAGGCGCUCAAGAAGGGCGGUGGCAGCCUGCCCACGAGGGAGGUGAGGAUGCUGGAUGGGGGCGAUGAGGAUGUGGAUCGCGAGGAGAUGGUACUCGUGCCUGAGGAGCAGGUGGAGGAUUUCGGGCCCGAUAGGGAUGAAGACGAGGAGUAGGUGUGCAGCGUCACAAAAGACAUUUCGCGGCGUUGGUGUGGCAAGUGGAUAUA
Molecule: messenger RNA, 4452 nt
Organism: Boeremia exigua
Lineage: Eukaryota; Fungi; Ascomycota; Dothideomycetes; Pleosporales; Didymellaceae
Exons: 3
Coding region: 89-4399 (1436 amino acids)
Biological process (GO): mRNA splicing, via spliceosome
Cellular component (GO): catalytic step 2 spliceosome
Molecular function (GO): helicase activity; mRNA binding
Source: RefSeq, a predicted model, not a curated record